GUCAAAUUCGACAAUUUUUCGACAUGAAAGAUUGAUACUCCGUACAACUCGACCCGAAUUCCCCGAAGAAAUUCAAAGAAAGAAAAAACCCCAUCAUGGUGCAACCACCGACGAAGCGCCGUCGAACCGAGCCCACCGUGGUCGAGGAAAUCACCUUCGACCCUACGGCCCGACACGACUUUUUGACGGGAUUCCACAAGCGAAAGGUGCAGAGGGCGAAGCACGCGCAAGAGGCCGCGGAGAGGAGGGCCCGGGCGGAGAGGAUAGCGGAGCGGAAAAAGUUGCGAGAAGAGCGAAAGGCGGACCUGGAGCGUCAUGUCCAAGAAGUAAAUGCCAUGCUGAGGCCGGUCACGGCGCUGGACGACUCAGGGGAGGAAGAAGGAGGAGACCCCCACGCAAAUUCAGACCAGGAGGAGUGGUCAGGUAUCUCGGACGAUCAACCAACACCCAUCGACCAUGAAGCAGAGUACAUUGACGAAGACAAAUACACCACUGUGACGGUAGAGGCUAUGGAUGUGAGCCGAGAAGGUCUUUUCAAGGCCGAACAAGCCAAAGACGAGGGCCACAAAACACACGGGGAGAACGCAAGACCAGAUCAGGAGCCAGUAGCGGGUGUGAAGAAGCCCAAAUGGACCAAGGAAAAGCCAAAGGAUAACGCAGAUAAGCCCAAACGGAAAAAGAAGAGGAACUUUCGGUACGAGAGCAAGGCAGAGAGGAGAACGGCACGGUCCAAAGAAAAGUCCAAAGGGCGGAAGCAAGCGCGAGAACGACGGGGUGGUGGAUGAUACGUGUUGAUUCCUGUUGAAAACAACAAAACUGUCAACGCUGGUCAAUUACCGAAUGCCCCAUGGUAUCGUAGGUAUGUCGUUGUCUAUGCAUCGCGCUGCCAUCCGCUUGCCGACAACAUCUUUCGUGGCCCUUCACAAGACAUAAACACCCUGUGCUCGCCCAAAUUAAAUAUUUCCCAUG
This is a messenger RNA of Exophiala oligosperma, 969 nucleotides long. RefSeq lists its product as uncharacterized. Bases 96 to 785 code for a protein of 229 amino acids. Gene Ontology annotation, molecular function: RNA binding. Lineage: Eukaryota; Fungi; Ascomycota; Eurotiomycetes; Chaetothyriales; Herpotrichiellaceae. The transcript has 2 exons. The record is from RefSeq and is a predicted model, not a curated record. Gene Ontology annotation, cellular component: nucleolus.